UGCUGUGCAGUCAGUAUUCAUCCGCCGGCCAUCUUUCCACCUCGUCUGCUGUCAGGACCUUUGUUGGAAUAACUGACGACAUAAAGUUUAUUUCAUCUAGAGGAGCGCAUUAAGUGUUGGCAACACCGACUAUGUAUUUUUAUCUGGAGACAAUGGAGGAUUUGGACCGAAUUAUGCGCUUCAUUUUGGGUUUUGUCGACCAGAACAUUUCUGACGACAGAAGCAACGGGAGGCGGGGCUUCUUUGCUGGCUUCCCCGACUCCCACUGCUUAUAUUAUUCUGAUCAGGACAGGACAGCUUUAUUACCGAUACUAACCUGACGCUGGUCCGCAACUAUCACAAGAUCAGACAUGACGUGCGAAAAAAAGUUUUACAGUCUGCUGGUUGUAGUUGUGGUUUUGGAUCUGGUUUCAGGCCUCAGCCUGGUCACCAGCAGCUCCCAGAAUCUUGAGAGCAAGGCCAACUACAGCUGCUACAGCUGCCCUUUGUCAGAGGCUCAAUCCAUCGAUACGGUGUACAACAAGCAUAUCAGCAAUGGAGACUUCUGGUACCGAAAUGGUUCAGUGUUGGCUUCCUGCGACUUCUCGUCCAUUUACGCAUCAAAACGUAAAUGUUCUGUUUGCGUCAAAUGGUCAGAAACCGUCGUCAUGGUUUUAUGCAACUUGACAAGCGGGGAGGAGCUGUUAUUCGAGGGUCAACAUGGAGACAUCAGCUUCAACAAGACCAACUGCCCUCAACCCGAACCCCUCAACCUCUUUGAACCCAGCCUUUCUGAAAGAGACGCCACUGAAACAAACAGAGGAAGUGAAGGUCCUCUCAUUUUGGCGGGCUGUUUACUUGCUGUCCUCUUCAUCGGCCUCAUCAUCAUGAUCAUCAUAAUAAAAUCCCAGAAGACUCCAGUUGAUGCAUCCAGGACCAACUCAUCUGAUCCAGGAAAUGGACCUGGUGUUUAAACGACCACUUCCUGAGCCUGAAGGUCUUUAGUUGAUAUCAUGGAUCAUCAUCAUCAUCAUCUGUUGUUUUCUACGUUUCUAAUGUUUUUUUAUCAUGCACUGAAGACUUUGCUCCCUGUUUGCAUAUUUUACCCAGUCUGCAGUGAUAUGCAGAAUACGAUGAGCCAUAGAAGGUAGAUUAACCAGUUUCCUCCCUUCGCCACUCUCACUGCACCAAACCAAAUGUUGCUUCUUUUUUUUUAAUUUUGAGUAGUUUUUUAUACACCAGUAACAGGGGUGAUGAAGACGGGUUAAAGAUCUCUUUGGUGAAAUGAUUGACAGCAUUAUGGUCUGAACAUGAACUCAGUCUGAGGUCAAGGGUCAAACUGUAAACAUGAUUUAUUUUUAGGGUUUCUAAAACUCCUGCAAUAUGAUUUAAACCAAGUAUAUGGUACAUAUACAGUAUGUGUGUACAGAAAUGUGCAAAGUAUUUUUUAAUGCUCAUUACGAUAAUCACUUUCUAAAGAUUCUUAUUUUUACUCUUGCUCUUUUCAACUGUAGCUAUUUUAUAUUAGGGCUGCACCGAUUGCACUUUUCUGGCCGAUCACAGAUCUUUAAAAAGCCUGAUCUGUUGUUUCUGAUUUUGGCCAAUAU
Molecule: messenger RNA, 1586 nt
Organism: Poecilia latipinna (sailfin molly)
Lineage: Eukaryota; Metazoa; Chordata; Actinopteri; Cyprinodontiformes; Poeciliidae
Exons: 8
Coding region: 351-953 (200 amino acids)
Source: RefSeq, a predicted model, not a curated record